GUGGUGUAUAUGCGAGGGUAUGUUCGUCCGUUACCCGAUAAAAUGAGGGCGUCAUUUAGCUUGGAACAAUUAAACACGAAGUGACAAAAAAUUCCAAUAAAUGAGAGGAUGAUUACUUGAUAGGGUAAACCUAAUAAAUUCAUCCUAUAAACACCAUGAUCAAUUUUGAUGGAGAUGAAUAGAUGAUACAUAAUACAGUACUUACAAUAUACGGAAACCUUUGAGAAGAUUUGAGAAGCCCACGAUCCUCCGAUGGCUUCCUUCGAUUCUCACCGCAACAAUGGCGAUCCUUUAGAGGAGGAAGACGAAGAAGAGUACGAAGAAGUUGAGGAAGAAGAAGAGGUUGAAGAAGAAGAAGAAUAUGAAGAGGUAGAAGAAUAUGAGGAAGUUGAAGAAGAAGUAGAAGAGGAGGCAGAAUUCGAAGAGUUGGAGGAAGAAGCUGCAGAAGAGGAAGAAGUUGCAGAAGAAGAAAAAGUUGCAGAUGAUGAUGUUGAGGAAGAGGAGGAAGAAGUAGAAGAAGAAGAAGAGGUUGAGGAAGAAGAUGAAGAAGAGUACGAGGAGGUUGAGGAAUACGAAGAGGUUGAAGAAGAAGUAGACGAAGAAGUAACGGAUGAUGAAGAAGAUGCAACAAUGGCGGAACAAGGUUCGAAUUUGGGUAAAGAGGAUGCGAAUUUGGCGGAACAAGAUGUAAAAAUGGCGGAAAUCGAAGGCGAUGACAACGACGGAGAAGGAGAAGGGGAAAUCAAUGAUGUCGCAACUGCAAUUGCUGCUGCGAAAUCGAAUUCGCCAGUCUACGAUGAUAGCCAAGAUGUUGAAACCAAAGGAGGUGAGGUAUGCUUGAGAUCAGGACAUACAAGUGAAGUAAAGUCUGAAGCAAGUAUUCUAUAUGAUACCUACGCUGCAGAAACUUGCUGUGACCGAAAUUCAUCACCUAAAUUGCAGAAUGCGGAUGAGUCGGGGAUCCCUUCAAUUGAUGUUGGGCGUUACAAAUCUUCAAAAUUGUACAAACAUAUCGCUGGCCCUCUUAGUAAUGGAAGUGAUGCUGUGGAAGAGAAACAGGGGCAUGUAGAACAAUCAAUUCUAGUUUCUACCUCUGAGACGCAUGUUUCUGCUCCUCAUGCUGUUAGUGAUCAAUUGGGUAAUAUGGAGACUGCUGAUGUUGAGGAGUCUAAGCUGCUUUCUGAGGAGGCAGAUCAUCAUUCCCAGUCAAGACAAGACAUGAACCAUAAAGACUCAAGAUCGUGGUUUCCCCGAGUGAGGCCAAGGAGCUUGUCAUCUGGCGCUGAAUGCGAGGAUGGAAGUAAACGACCUGCGAUUAUUUGUGAGUAUUUCGUUAAAGGUUGGUGCAUCAAAGGGAGUUCCUGUAGAUUUCUUCAUAAAAGAGAUCAUGAAAAUGCUACGCAAGUAGAGGGAGGUGUGCUGCUCACUAAAAGUGAGCUUUCACCUGAUAAAGGUUCUGGAGAUAAUAUAGGAAAGGGUAUUCAAGAAGAGUGUGGAGUGGGAUCUCGUCAAUAUGAAGAUACAGAUACGAAUGCCUUGCUUGAGAGAAAGGUUUCAUCUUCCCUAUUUUCUAUUGAUUUCAAGAAUUUUCCGUCUUGUAAAGAUGGCUCUAGGCCAAUCUCUACCUCCAGGGAGGUAGAAGUAGAUAACCAUGGCUUGUCAGUUGCUGAAAGCAGUUCUAUACCCUGGCAGAAUUUCUGCUCUAGGUUUGGAUCUUCAAUGAGGGAAUUAGGAGUUUCUUCUGGCUUGGAUUCUAUCUCGAGGCUAGUGGAAGAAUCGGCUGCUAUGCGAAGGCGUUAUUCAUUGGAUGCUCAGAGUUCUGUGCCUCCUUACCAUUUCUCUAGUUGGAAAAACACUUCUUUACUGCGUAACUCUCCCUUGUAUUCAGGAUCUAAUUCAGCAAAGUAUUCUGAUUCGAGUUAUACACUGGAUAGGCUUCUCUCUUUCAAGUAUAAGAAGGCUUUUACUCCCUAUAACUGGGAGCCAUCUGUCCCCUUUCAAUCCUCCUAUUUCAAACCUCCAGUAAAUAAAUCUUCAGAUGUUCCAUAUGACCCUUUUCGUGAUAGCAUUGAGAAAUCUGAUAUUGGACGUGAAUCCGUUAGGCUUUCUUCUUGUGGUCAAACUCAAGAUGCAAAAAGCAUCUCUGGACAGAAUUCUCUGGAGUUGCCCAGAAGAUUAGAAAUUGAAUCUUGGGACAAAAAUUACAGUGGCCAUGACAAAGUCAUCCCUGCUGUUGAAGCAGAAUCAGCUGCAACUUCUAAUAGUGAUGCUCAAAAUAAGAGUUUGACUGAAGAGGAGAAUCCUAUGGUUCCUGGCAGUGUCAAAGCUAUACUCAAAGCAAGCAGAAGUGUCAAUGAUGGUAACUCUAAGAUACAAAGUGGAGAACUGAAGUUAGAAAACGGCAGGCAACCUAUUGAGUUAGACGAUGAAGAAUCUAAGAUAAUUAGGUGUUUUCGUGCUGCUCUAAUAGAAUUCGUGAAGGAGUUGAUGAAACCAAUAUGGCAUGAAGGCCGCCUGUCGAAGGAUGUAUAUAAGGUAAUAGUUCAAAAAGCCGAGGACAAGAUUCUGAGCAAUUUAAAACCAAAUCAAGUUCCAAAUUCGUCAGAGUUGAUUAAGCAAUAUCUGUCUUUUUCCCGUCCUAAAAUAUUGAAGCUUAUUCAGGCAUAUGUUGACAAAUAUGGCAGAUUUUAGAAGCACAUAAUGGGUCCUGGUUAUUGUACAGUUUUCUCACCUGCUGAGAGUUACAUAUGAGACUCUCCUGAAUAUGACCAGAACCUUAACUUUAUAAAAUGCCAGUGUAGGUAUUUUUCUUGGGUGUCUUAUAGGUUAGAACAUUUUUAUGCCUUAAGAAUUUCUUUUGGUCGUACAUUAUGUUGAAGAUUUUUGGUCAUUAAAGUGAAGGCCAAGUCAAGUGGAAGCUCUUGGUGUGCAAUAUGCAUUUAUUGCUUUUUUUCUUGCCAUCUUAGUUUCCUUUUAAACGACAAACUUUGAACAUCAUUUUAGCAUAUUGAGACCAAAUAGAUUUUUUUAUGCUCACAAGUUAUGACAUUGGACGAAUGACUUAAAACUAUGCUGUUCAAAUUUGGCGUUAAACUUUGAAUCUGUGUUCACAUGACGUAAUGUUAUGAACAUGGGUGUGGUUUUAGCUCAGGAAAGAAGAGGAUUUGAGUUCGAUUGAUAA
Chenopodium quinoa (quinoa) is the source of this 3181-nucleotide messenger RNA. RefSeq names its product protein FRIGIDA-ESSENTIAL 1-like. The transcript has 5 exons. Gene Ontology annotation, molecular function: metal ion binding. The record is from RefSeq and is a predicted model, not a curated record. NCBI's taxonomy places the organism in Eukaryota, Viridiplantae, Streptophyta, Magnoliopsida, Caryophyllales, Amaranthaceae. The coding region runs from base 253 to 2691 and encodes 812 amino acids.